AUGUCGUCAUGGCAUCGCAUGACGGCAUGGAUGGGCCGAAGCAGCGCGCAGGCCCGAAAACCCAGGGCGACUUUUACCAACUUUGAUUGCCUGCCGCACCCUCUCCCCCCUUCUCUCCCCCCCCUCCCCCUCCCCCCUCGCACCCUCUCCCCCCUUCUCGCCCCCCCUCCCCCUUCUCCCCCCUUCUCGCCCCCUCUCCCCCCUUCUCGCCCCCUCUCCCCCCUUCUCGCCCCCUCUCCCCCCUUCUCGCCCCCUCUCCCCCCUUCUCGCCCCCUCUCCCCCCUUCUCGCCCCCUCUCCCCCCUUCUCGUCCCCUCUCCCCCUCUCUCCCCCUCUUUCUCCCCUUCUGCCCCUCACCCCCCAUCCGCCUCUUCCACCGCACCAGCUGAACGGUGAAUGGAUCCACAGAAGCUCGGCAUGUAGAUCAUUCUCCCCCCCCUCGUCCCCCCCUCCCACCUGCCACCAGCUGGGCGCGAAUUGGAUCCACGGCAUUCACGGUAGCCCCCUCUACGCUAUCGCACAGGAGCAAGGACUGAUGCAGUCCCCUGGUUGUGACAGCGUGGGGGCGAGUGGGAAGUUACAGGGGGAUGCUGUGGGGGCGCCUGGGAAGGGGCAGGGGCAGGAGAGGCUGUGGAAGGGGGUGAAUCGGUGGAGGAGGGAGGGCGGGGGGGAGGUGGACGCGGGUGUGGUGAAGGAGGUGAAACGCGUGUUCAGGCGGCUUCUGAGGGAGGCGCAACUGGUGGGGUCGCGGGUGGGGGAAGGGAAGCAGCAGCAGGCGCGAUUUGUGGACAAGAGUGGAAGAGAGGUAAGAGAGGGAGGCACAACUGAGGCACUGAACGUUGAGGGCGGCAGUGCGGCAGCAGCUGGGGGCAGCAGCAAGCAGGCAGGAGUGGAGAACGUGGAGUGGGGGUCAGAGGCAGUGAGGGCGAGGGUAGCGGUGUGGCAGCAGAGGGAGCGCCUGGAGUGCACCAUUAGUGCAUGCCACUCCACGCACCAACUCUCCCUGCGCUACUUCGGCGAGUACGAGGAGUUUGGCGGCCCUCACGUCACAAUCGCCCAGGGUUACUCCCGCAUUGUGGAGCAUCUAGCAUCGAGCCUCCCUUCUGGCACCAUCCGGCUCAACUCCCCAGUGUCGCAAGUUCAGUGGACCCCUCCUACCUCGUCCUUUGUAGGAGGAAGAAGAAGCAGGGUCGAAGCAGCAGAGGUAGCAGCAGGGGCAGCAGCAGGAGGAGAAAAGGAAGAACCAGCAGCAGCAGACGUGGCACCCUUGGAGGAGCAACAGGGGGGAGAAGAGGGGAAGAGAAAGCCGGUGUGUGUGGUGUUGGAGGGAGGAGAGAGAAUCUACGCGGAUCAUGUGAUUGUAACGGUGUCACUGGGCGUGCUUAAAGAGAGAGCUGCUGGGAAGGACGCUGAUUCCUUGCCGGAGCGGAACCUUUUCUGCCCGCCUCUGCCCGAGACGAAACUGGGGGCCAUUCGGCGGCUUGGCUUUGGAAUGGCCGAUAAAGUGUUUCUGGAAUUCCCACAGCCAGCAGUAUUCGGGGAGGACACAGCAGAGCUGGAGAUAGUGUGGGAUGUGCCGGCACAACCCCUCGCUCCUCCAACACACUGGCCUGGGCCCUGGUGGGACUCAGACGCUGCUCAUACUGAUGCUCAUGCUGGUGCUCAUGCUGAUGCUCAUGCUGAUGCUCAUGGGAAUGCUGCUGGUGCUGCUGAUGCUGUGAAUGCUGGUGAUGCCUCGGCCCGCUUCCCUGCGUGGACGCGCAAUCUCUUCUCCUUCCACCCGGUCAACGCGCAGUCGCGUGUGGUGCUGGCGUGGAUAGCAGGGAAAGAGGCGUACGACAUGGAGUCCUGGCACGGGGAAGAAAGGACAGGGGAGAGUGAGCGUGAGAUUGAGAACGGAUCAAGUGUCUGUAAUGGCAACACAGCUGCACAUGCUUGUAUGACGCAAGCUGACUCUGCUCGGGAUUCUGCAGCUGGUGAGGCGAAUGGUUCAGCCCAGCUGAGAACAACAACCACCACCACCACUGCCUCCCCCACACCUCCUCACUUCAACCACACACUCAGCAAUGUCAUCCGGCAUUUCCUGCCGAAAGAAACCGCCGCGCGGCUUCCAGAGGCUGUUGCGGGGCUGCGCACACAGUGGGGGUCUAACCCUCUGUUCCGUGGGUCGUACUCGUUUGUGCCUCCUGGGGGAUCUGGGGAGGACUUGAACAUUAUGGCUCUGCCUGUCCCUGGUGGAGUAGCAGGAGCGGGAGCAGCAGCAGCAGCAGGAGCAGCAGCAGCGGCGGCUACAGCUGCAGGUGCUGUUUGCAGGGGAGGCCACGGAGAGGCACCACUACUCCAACACGCAUGGGGCGUACCUGUCAGGAAUUAG
This is a messenger RNA of Closterium sp. Yama58-4, 2373 nucleotides long. Lineage: Eukaryota; Viridiplantae; Streptophyta; Zygnematophyceae; Desmidiales; Closteriaceae. The record is from the annotation of a GenBank genome assembly.